Trametes versicolor FP-101664 SS1 is the source of this 3132-nucleotide messenger RNA. RefSeq lists its product as uncharacterized. The transcript is spliced from 22 exons. The record is from RefSeq and is a predicted model, not a curated record. Lineage: Eukaryota; Fungi; Basidiomycota; Agaricomycetes; Polyporales; Polyporaceae. The coding region runs from base 1 to 3132 and encodes 1043 amino acids.
AUGUCUCAAGAACCCGUGUCCGGUUAUGAUGCUGACGAGGCUCUUGCAAGCAUCAUGAAAUCCGUUGCUAUCAUUGGUACAAAGUUGGAAGCCAUCAAGAUCACAAGCAGGUCUCGGGAGCGACAGUAUCAAAACGACAUCAAAAGCAUUCAAGCCCAUGAUCUCCGUGAACGGGUCAUAAUAGCAAUUUGUGGUGCUACCGGUGCUGGCAAGUCCUCUCUAAUCAACGCCAUUCUGGACAACGAAAUUGUACCGACAAGUAGCGCAGCAGGCACGAUCCAGUACAGCCCGACUGGGGAAUACCGCGCAGAGGUUCACUUUUUGACAUGCGAAGAAUGGACGAAAGAGCUCACAGCCCUUGUGGCGGACGUGACGGAUUCUCGAUUCUCGGAUGACGACUCUGAACAAGCCUCUGGAUCCCUCAGUGAAGUUGCGAAGCCGGCUUGGGAUAAGUUUCAUGCAGUGUACCCCAACAUUUCCCUUCAAGCGCUCGCCGAGUUCAGCAUCGACGAUCUACUAGAAGAUUAUCCCUCUGUAACAGAGCUACUUGAUGAGACGCUGCCCAUCCACUCGGAGACGCCUGAAGUGCUUUCUACGGAACUGCGUGACUAUCUCGAAACCAGUCGCAAAGACCUACGCGGGAAAUUUGCAUACUGGCCACUUAUCCGAUAUGUGGACAUCUUCUGCCCUGCGGAUGCACUCAAGACAGGCGCCGUCCUCGUCGACCUGCCGGGCGUGGCCGACUUGAAUUCAGCGAGAAAUGACAUAGCCCAGAAGUUCAUGGAGCAGAGCCACCAUUUCUGGAUCGUGACACCUGUGCAACGCGCUGUGGAUGACAGAACAGCACUCGACGGCAGCUUGAACCCGGAAUCGAUCACGUAUAUCGCUACGAAAUGCGAUGGUAUUCGGGUUGCCGAAGCCGUCCGGAGUCUCGGUUUGGGCGAACGCCCCAAGUAUCAACGGCUCUCACAAAGAGUAGCCCGCCGGGCUCAAACCUUGAAGGACGCCGAAAAGACAUACUCGGAUUCCUGCAACAUCGUCAAAGACACGGAGAAGAGCCUCAAUGUGAAACGGGCAAGACUUGCAGAAUUGCGAAGCUUCCUUCAAGAUUCAGGUGGCAAAGAGGCCGUAUCACCCAACCAACGGGGUCUUGGUCAGGCAUCGAGCUCCACACGGAAGCGCAAAGAAGCCGCCUCAACUGCGAGUGCGAAGGACGGCCCUACCAGCAACAAACGAGCUCGGGUUGCGAUGACAGAAACCCAGGCGGAAACGCCUGUGUCAAUGCUUGACCGGACGGCUGUGGAGAAGGAGGCUACGGCACUGGACCGCGAGAUAGUGCAAGAUCGGCUCGUGUGCUUGGACCACUACCAGGUACAGAAUGACGCUCGCGACGCUCGAGAGGAGGCCGAAGUGGCAUACUCUCAAACUCAGAAGAAGCUUGUCACCUAUUGUCAUAAGGCGCGCUCCGAGUUUCUCAAGAAGCACGUCCAAUCUGAUUUCCGCAAUGACACUGCAGGGCACACCCAAUCAGACAUGGCCUUACCAGUCUUUGCCGUGUCAUCUAGGGAAUACAUGCGCCAGACAGACCAAAUCAGCGGUGAACCUCUCGAGUUCACGUCUGUCGAUGACACCGGUAUUCCCGCGCUGCAGGAGUGGUGCCACACACUGACGCUCCCCGUGCGUGAAGACGACGCACGGAAGGCCGCGUCGGAGCUGGAGGCAUUCACCGUUUCUCUGCGCACGUUUGUGGAAGGCGUACCCGAUGUCGCUGAGGAACAGCGGCAGUCCAUGCGCACCGAUUGGCAGUCUGUCAUGCUCGUGGGCUCUUGGGAAGACGAGGACGAGAGUGAGUUGCUCGACGCGGACGAAGCUUUGUGGGAGCAGGUGGGGGUUGUAUGGCGCCUUGUUGAGACAUUCGAUAACCUUACCCAGGAAUGCGGGCGGGACCUCCAAAGAUACUUCAAACAGUAUUUGAACGUCAGAUGCAAGGAGGCCGCAAAGCUGGCCGCCGAGCACGCAUACGCGACCUCCAAAGAGUUUGCGCAUGGGCGUAAGUGGCAGAAAUACCGAGCCAUUCUACGCCGCGGCGGUCAAUUUGGCCCCGAACACGACCUCAACGCAGAGCUCACGAUCCCGUUCGCAGUGCACAUUGCGAGCAGCUGGCGCGAGCUCUUCUCCGCCAACCUCUUCGGGAAGCUCGAGAAAGACGUCAUGCGCACGAUCGACGAGCUCGUCGACGAAUUCGUGCAAGGGGUGCCGGAGUACCUCAAGGCGCGCGCCCAGCAGCAAGCGGACUCGUGCAGGCAGGAAGCGCGCUCUGCCCUGAGCACCAUCAUGGCCACCGUCGCGUGCGAGCUGAACAGCGAGCAAAAGCGGAUCAGCAGGGGCAUCGCGCCGCAUGUCCAGGGCGCGCUGCUGCAGGUCUACGAAGAUGCUCUCCUCGACACAGGGAGGGGAUCCGUCGCGCGGCAGCAGCAAUUCGUUCACGAUGCCGUGCACGAGAAGCGCGGCGACCUGUUCGGCGGCGCUGCGAGCACUCUGAUGAAGCGGCUGGCGGACGCUGCGAACGGCAUAGCGCAGUCUCUUCAGCCGGCGUUGCAGAAGAUCGCCCGUAAGGCCGAGACCAACCUCGCCGUUUUGUGGGAGAAGUCGUUCGACAACGAUGACAAUGGGGAGGCCCGUAAGGGGCUGCUUGCUUUGCUCGACACCGUUCUCGCGGAUCUCGCCGCCUUGGAACACGCACGGGAAUCUAGCGACACGGAGCCCCGCAGCACCCUCGAACGCCAAGAGGAGGACGACGACGACACAAACGAAGACAACAACGAAGACGAAGACGCAGACCAAGAUGGCAUGCCGAGCGGAGACGACGAUAAUCACGAAGAUAGCGUGGAUGAGCUCGCCGAAUACGAGACGGGAACUUGCGACGAUGGCGGUGUGGGAGACGCGGUCGUUCAUCAAGAGGCCGUAUGCGCGACCAAGCCUUCGGUGGUCGAGACAAUCGAUAUCGACAUGGAUGUUGGACCAGCCCAUCACGAAGACGGAGCGUCUUGUGCUAUCAAGACAGAGACAAAGAUGGAAGAUAUAGUCGAAGACGGUAGGGAAUCAGACAGCAGCAUCGGGAAGGACGCUUGA